Messenger RNA from Pediculus humanus corporis (human body louse), 237 nucleotides. RefSeq lists its product as uncharacterized. Bases 1 to 237 code for a protein of 78 amino acids. Lineage: Eukaryota; Metazoa; Arthropoda; Insecta; Psocodea; Pediculidae. The transcript is spliced from 2 exons. The record is from RefSeq and is a predicted model, not a curated record.
AUGAGUGGAAGACAUUAUCAACCAUUUUUAAAUAAUUCAUUAGCAAUUAGACAAGAAAUUCAACGUUUUGAAAGCGUUCAUCCAAGUAUUUAUGCUAUUUAUGAUCUUAUAGAGUUAAUUCAGGAUGCUGCUGUGGGACAGCAAAUUCGAGAUCAUGUUGUUUGCAUAGAAGAGGUUUUUUAUAAUAAAAAAAAUGAAAGAGAGUAUUUAUUGAAGAAAGGAUUGUGCAUAUCGUAA